Molecule: messenger RNA, 2291 nt
Organism: Lagenorhynchus albirostris (white-beaked dolphin)
Lineage: Eukaryota; Metazoa; Chordata; Mammalia; Artiodactyla; Delphinidae
Gene: CCNDBP1
Product: cyclin D1 binding protein 1
Exons: 11
Coding region: 67-1143 (358 amino acids)
Biological process (GO): regulation of cell cycle
Cellular component (GO): nucleus
Source: RefSeq, a predicted model, not a curated record
UGGGGCGGUCACGGCAGUGCGGCUCCCGCAGCGGCUUAGUCCGCGGACUCCUCGCGUCCUGCUGAGAUGGCGAGCGCAGCUGCACCUGCAGCCGCAGACUCCACCCUGCCUCCGGCUUUGGAGCAGCUCCGGCACCUAGCAGGGGAGCUGCGGUUCCUCCUUCCUGGAGUGCGGGUCGGCGAAGCCCGGGAGACCACCAAGGAGUUUGAUCGGGAAACCUUUUGGAGGAGAUUUCGUGAGGCAGCUAUGGCAGUGUCAAGGGCAGCCACGACUCUGACCGAAGUCUUCUCUCGACUUCCACUGCCGUCACCACAGGAAACCCAGAAGUUCUCUGAACAAGUCCAUGCUUCCAUCAAGGCAAUUAUUGCAGUCUACUAUUCGCUUCCCAAGGAUCAGGGAAUCACCCUGCGAAAGCUGGUACGGAGUGCCACUCUGGACAUCGUGGAUGGCAUGGCUCAGCUUGUGGAAGUGCUUUAUAUCACUCCAACUCAGAGCCCUGAGAACCUUAUUUCCUACAACAGUGUCUGGGAGGCGUGCCAACAGGUGCCUCGGAUCCCAAGAGAUAACAAAGCUGCAGCCCUUUCAGUGCUGACAAAGAGUGUGGAUCUUGUGAAGGAUGCACAUGAGGAAAUGGAGCAGGCUGUGGAAGAAUGUGACCCUUACUAUGGCCUCUUGAGUGACAUUGAGGAGGACAACUCUGACAACCACGGUGAUGAGGAGGAUAUAUUGGGAUGUCCAAGCAAUCGGGACUCAUAUUGGUCAGAGGAAGAUCAGGAGCUCAUAAUCCCAUGCCUUGCACUGGUGAGAGCAUCCAAAGCCUGCCUGAAGAAAAUCCGGCUCUCAGUGGCAGAGAAUGGGAAGAAGGAUCAGGUGGCUCAGCUGGAUGACAUUGUGGACAUUUCUGAUGAGAUCAGCCCUAGUGUGGAUGAUUUGGCUCUGAGCAUAUACCCACCCGUGUGCCAUCCGACUGUGCGAAUCAAUUGUGCAAAACUUGUAUCCGUUUUAAAGAAGGCACUUGAAAUUACAAAAGCAAGUCAUGUGACCCCACCGCCAGAAGAUAGUUGGAUCCCUUUACUUAUUAAUGCUGUUGAUCAUUGCAUGAACAGAAUCAAGGAGCUCACUCAGCAUGAAGUUGAAUUAUGAAUUUUCAGGCUCAUUUGUACUCGCCUCUCUCCCUUUCUUACUGUCGCAGCCAAGCUCUGAUGUCUGCUUUUAGAAUGGGGCUAGGAUACUUUCUGGAUCGAAAGGGAGGUCCAAUCUAUACUUAUCAAGAGACACUAUUACCAAAGUUUGUUGAUUAGGCCAAACUGGCAAUUAUUUAAAUACCAUAUGAAUAUGAUAUGUUUUUCUGUGCCAGAUAUAAAAGAUAACUAUGAGUUUUUGUUCUUGAGUUGCCUCUCAGAGAUUCCUGGGGAAGCUGCCUUAUUCCCUAUUUGCAAUAACAUGUGUCGUUUCAUUGUUAAAGAUGUUGAUAGUCUCAAUAAAAUGCUAACCUGCUAGUGGUUAAAUGAGUACCUUUCCAAAGUCUCUUCUACCAGAAAUAUGUGGGUUGAGACUAACAACAUUGCUUUUGUUUAGGUUUAUAGGUCUAAAGAUCUGAUUCUGCUCAGAAAUACAUAUAAAAGAAAAAGACUUGACUUUUUUUAGAGCAGAUGUCUCCAGAACCCCUCUUAGUACUUCAGCGUGUUAUAGAAUAUAAUUAUUCUCACCAGAAGGUUCUUCUGAAUAUUAUUCCAGUUUACUCCAUGCCUCUAUUGGUAUUGAGCUUGUGAAAAUUAAUAAAGGGAAACCUUCUUUAAAAUGGAGUUGAGAGGCCAGAAAGGGUGGGGGGAGGGGGGCGGCUCUCAUGCAGUACCACUCUAGGUCAAUAACAGGAAGGACUGUCAGUUACAAACAGGAAUGAUGUAUAUUGCCUCUCCUAGGAGAAACUGACUACCCCAGCUACUAAGCCAGUGAGAACCCCUCAUCACCCUGAAUUCUUGCUUUCCUCCAUGGAAUUUUGUUCAGAACUCCAGCUUCCUCCUUUUUACUCCUUCAUUUGUGGGACUUGCCUGUGGCUUUUACUAUAGCCUGUUUGACCCGAAUUGCAGUUCUUUGUUAUUCCUGAAUAAACCCAUCUUGCUGGUAAAAUAACUGGCUGUAUUUUUAGGUUAACAAGCUCAGUUGUUAGGUUUGUUCACCUUAUUGAACAGGGUUGUUUUCCUUAUACAUACUUGUAUUGUUGUUUUCUAUUCUGUAUUACGUAUCCCCAAAUGUAAGUACAAAAUUUUUAUAAAUCAAAAAAUUUUAAA